AUGUCAGUCCCUACCGACUCAGUCGCUUUCUCCGAGAAUCGCCGCCUGCUAGGAAAGCUCCUUGCCUACUACAGUGCCACCAGCAUUGAAGAGCUCAACGCACAGGACGAUCCUGAAUUCUGGAGCCGGAUGCUCUGGAGUAUGUGGAAGUGGAAUUACAAAUUAUGGGGCAUGUAUGCACAGUGCUUCGACAUGACAGAUCCUACCUUUCCGGUGGUUCAGCAGUGGGACGGAGAGAGGCGUUUCUUUUCCGACGGGAAGACUGGCGAAGUGAUGCACGAAAAAACCUAUCGCAAGGCUGGGAGGGAUGAGCCUGAACAUAUUAUAUACUCUCUUCCGAGGACUGAAAAUCUCACCCGAGAAGGUCUCGCCUGCUUCCCCGAAGGAGCAAUGGCCGCCAAUGUCCGCGUCGCGGCCUAUGCAACGACAGGCCAUGGCACGGCCGUGCUGAAGCAGGUGUACUGGGGCACCCCGCUUUUCGGCGAGACUUCUUUCCAGCCAGACGACAAGAUCCGGCUGCAAGUUAGUGUCGUGUUCAGCACACCUUCCAUACCGGGCGAGAAAGGCCAGCUGAAGCAGGUCAUGCUGUUCCGUGAUGACGUGACUGCGAGACCGUGGUUCUCCCAGUCACAGUAUUGGCAGGGGCACUUUGAUGCCGCAUUCGGUUCUUCGCCAUCAAUUAAGAAGAUGGACAUUCAGCAGGCCUCCAGCGUGAUCUUCCAUGGGUCCUCGAAACGCGCUCGUGGCUUCAAGAUCACGCCUGACAUGACCAAUUAUGCGAGGGUCACACUCGGUGACGGGGAAAUUUUCGAUAUAGAGGCACUGGCCGAGGGCGGAUCGGACGCGCAAUUCUAUGCUUUACAUGACCAGGAGGGCUCGUCUGCGCUUCUGAACAUUGUGCAAUCCCCGGAGAUGGGAAAGGCGUUGGCUGCGAAGUGGAGAGUAAUAUGGAAGUUGGGAGAUCGGUUGAUGGUGGGGGUGUGUGCGUACGAUGGGGAGACGUACAAACAGCAACCUGCAGUGUAUGAAUUUGCGUGUGACACAUGGCAGACGAAACUGAGUACUUACGCAAAGAACAUGGGGCAUCUCGAUUCGCCUGAGAAAACACUGCAGGCCAGUUGGAAGCUCUAG
Sparassis crispa is the source of this 1131-nucleotide messenger RNA. Its product is annotated as monooxygenase. The transcript is spliced from 4 exons. The coding region runs from base 1 to 1131 and encodes 376 amino acids. The record is from RefSeq and is a predicted model, not a curated record. Lineage: Eukaryota; Fungi; Basidiomycota; Agaricomycetes; Polyporales; Sparassidaceae.